Messenger RNA from Fibroporia radiculosa, 2043 nucleotides. RefSeq lists its product as uncharacterized. The transcript is spliced from 13 exons. Gene Ontology annotation, cellular component: plasma membrane. Lineage: Eukaryota; Fungi; Basidiomycota; Agaricomycetes; Polyporales; Fibroporiaceae. Bases 1 to 2043 code for a protein of 680 amino acids. The record is from RefSeq and is a predicted model, not a curated record.
AUGCGGGGUUUCAGAUCAUCCUGGUUACCUGUAGCUGCCUUACUUCUCGUUCGACUGAUAUCUCCCGCGGAUGCAAUCUGGCCAUUCUCUCCGAAGAGAUUCAGCGGAAAUGCACUUCUCGAUGCAGGAUCCAGAGGUGUCGAUGCAGACGAGACUAUAAUCGCGUUUGGUGACUUCAAUGGCGACCAGUUCUUGGAUUUACUUGGUCUUGCAUCCGACCGCCAAACCAUGUCAGUAUAUCUAUGGGAUCAUGAUGAAUACACGUUCAAGAAGUCUGCGGUCUUCCGGCAUCCACGGAGGGUCUACAACGUUGUGCCUGGAGAUUUUACGCAGGAUGGAAGACUAGAUUUGCUUGUGUUGGGCCAAACUGCGUCUAGUAGUCAACUUUCCAUUCAAUUAUAUGUCGCCCGCCCAGGGGGUGCCUUCGAACUGCAUCCAAGUUCAACGACCCCGUCCACACUGGCCCAGCCCAUACCAAUGGACUUAAAUGGCGACAUGAAGAUAGAUUUGUUUGGAAUCUCCUCGCCGCCUGAUCGGAAUGCCCCCUACAAAGUAUGGGAGAACGUAUGGAAUGCGUCGCAACAGAACAGCCCAGUAUUUAAUCUUAAACGUCCAAAAUUUAACGGUGCUCAGUGUACCUUAGCGAAUCCGCAUAGCAAUGCUGCAAUCGACUUGAAUGGCGACUGCUUAGCUGAUAUAUUCUUGGUUUGUGACGAGGGCAACGGGCGGAAAUAUUUCCAAAUUUGGGUCAAUAACAAGGAUGAUGGAUUUGCUCUCGCGCAGCAGGAGCGACUUCCUCAAGGGACGCAGACAAUUUCCUUUGGAGAUAUUGAUCGAGAUGGAACCAUCGACAUGGUUUUUGCUACCUGCUCAUCAGUGUCGUCAAGCACAGGCAUCGGCAAGGACUGCUAUAUCAAUAUAGCAUAUAACCAACAGUUACCCCUUUGCUCCUCGAGUACGAGCUCGGGCGUCCAAAACGGCAAGCGUAUAUGUCGUCCACCAGAUCAGUUGUGUACGGCCGACCCGGAUUUCCGCUUCGACCUGAGUCAACGGAGCGGUAACGACGCUUUUGUGCGCUUCCCUGUGUCCGAUGUCUUUUCUUCGGCUCCGGGGUCGACAACCCCAGCUUCGCUGCUCGUCCAGGACACGACCCAGAACCCCGCUCUUCCGGUCACUCUAAAGUUAGGUGAUGCCAACCAGGAUGGCUUCCCCGACAUUCUGGCAAUUGUUGCUUCGGGCACAGGCUCGGGUAGCCCCCGUACGCCCCAACUCGCACUCUCUGUUCCAUGUAGUACCGGGGUUGGCGGUUGUGGUUCGAACGGCCACGGCCGCCGGGGGUUCAAAAAUGUCAAGAAAGGCGCAGAAGUACUCAGGAGUGUGCAGGAUGCACGAUCUGCUACGUUGCUGGACAUGGAUGAGGAUGGCACUCUGGAUAUUAUGGUACAACGUACGGGUGCUCAGGGGCAGGGAAACAUCUUGUUUGUGCAGAACAAUUUCUAUAAUGAUGCGUUCUUCCUGAAGGCAAUCGUCCUGAACGGUGCAUGCGGGAGUGGCCUCUGCAAGAAUCCGAACGGCUCUGGGACAUAUCAUCCCUUCGGCGUCAGCUAUUCUGGCGCAACUUACAAGUACACGGUGUUGGACACGUCCGGGCGCCGAUCCGCAGCCGAAGUUGGCCAACUUCCACAAACGUCGUACCAGUCACUCCUCACGCCGUACGCGUACUUCGGACUGGGGCGUACCAACAAUUACAUUGAGAACAUGUUCGUUGGCUCAACCAAGCACAGCGAAAAGCAUUAUAUCAACAUGGAGGGCGUGGUUCCAAAUUCAAAAGUGGUUAUCAUUCCUCCAAUGGAAGGAGAUGAUACGUGGAAGAGGGAACUGUAUCUGCGUCCGGGAGAAUGGAUCCCAUGGGUGAUGCUGACUGUUGUAGCUGCUACUGUUUUGCUAGCGGUGAUCGUGUUUGUGCUCCAUCUGAACGAGAAGAGGGAAGACGAACUCGAGCGCAGACGAGUCUCACAUCACAUCAACUUUGAUGCUCUGUAA